Pantherophis guttatus is the source of this 792-nucleotide messenger RNA. RefSeq names its product chymotrypsinogen 2-like. Gene Ontology annotation, biological process: proteolysis. Gene Ontology annotation, molecular function: serine-type endopeptidase activity. The record is from RefSeq and is a predicted model, not a curated record. NCBI's taxonomy places the organism in Eukaryota, Metazoa, Chordata, Lepidosauria, Squamata, Colubridae.
AUGGCUCUUGUCUGGCUGCUCUCCUGCUUGGCUCUCCUGGGUGCCGCCAGUGGUUGUGGUGUUCCCGCCAUCACUCCUUCAAUCAGUGGCUAUGCCCGGAUAGUCAAUGGGGAAGAUGCCGUGCCCGGCUCAUGGCCUUGGCAGGUCUCCCUGCAGGACAACACUGGCUACCAUUUCUGUGGAGGUUCUCUGAUCAAUGAGAAUUGGGUGGUCACUGCUGCCCACUGCGGUAUCAGGACAAGCCACUUGGUGGUGCUGGGUGCAUUUGACAAAAGUGCUCCUGAGGAAGACAUUCAAAUCAUCAAGAUAGCCAAGGUUUUCAAAAACCCCCGGUAUAACAUGUUCACCAUCCAAAAUGACAUCAUGUUGCUCAAGUUGGCCACUCCAGCACGGCUGACGGCUCGCGUAUCUCCUGUGUGUCUCCCAAAAGCCACCGACGCUUUCCCUGGUGGGAUGACCUGCGUCACCAGUGGAUGGGGAUACUUGCUUCAUACUGACAGGGUCUCACCCAACAAAUUGCAACAGGUGGCUCUUCCUCUGCUGACCAAUCAGGAGUGCAAGAAAUUUUGGGGCAACCGCAUCGUUGACGUGAUGGUCUGUGCUGGAGCUGCAGGGGCAUCUUCUUGCAUGGGCGAUUCUGGUGGUCCUCUGGUCUGCCAGAAGAAUGGAGCCUGGAAUCUGGUUGGGAUCGUCUCCUGGGGCAGCAGCACCUGCUCUCCCUCCAGGCCGGGGGUGUAUGCCCGUGUUACGGAACUUCUGCCCUUCAUUGAAUCCACCCUUGCUAAUAACUAA